AUGGAGGGCAGGGGCUUCACAAGCAGAAAAGGGACCGGAUCCUUCAAACGUGCCUCUAUCAAGCGAACCGCAUCCGGGUCGCAGAAGUUCCAAAAAGCUUGGAUAGAGAGGACCUUCCAGAAAAGGGAAUGUAUUCAUAUAGUCCCAAGCAAAGACCCAACCAGAUGCUCCUGUGGUCAGAUGGUGAGCCAGCACACGGCCAUCCCUCCCGCCACAAAGAGCACGGAGGAAAACAACCAGAUCGUGCAGGCGGAAGCCCCGCAGGAGAGAUGGUCUGUCCUGAAGAACACAAAGGCAUCCCCCACUGACACCUAUGGCACCAUCGAGUUCCAAGGUGGAGGGUUCAUCAACAAGGCCAUGUACAUCAGGGUGUCCUACGACACCAAACCAGAUAGCCUGCUGCACCUGAUGGUGAAGGACUGGCAGCUGGAACUGCCCACUCUGCUCAUAUCUGUCCAUGGAGGUCUUCAGAACUUCGACAUGCAGCCCAAACUCAAGCAGGUGUUCGGAAAGGGACUGAUCAAAGCUGCCGUCACCACAGGGGCCUGGAUUUUCACAGGUGGAGUUAGCACCGGGGUGGUCCGUCAUGUUGGAGAUGCUUUGAAGGACCACUCCUCCAAGUCCAGAGGAAAAGUCUGUGCCAUAGGGAUUGCACCAUGGGGGAUUGUGGAGAACAAGGAAGACCUUAUUGGGAAAGACGUAACCAGACCCUACCAGAUGAUGUCCAACCCCUUGAGCAAGCUGUCCGUGCUGAACAGCAGCCACUCCCACUUCAUACUGGCCGACAACGGCACCUGCGGGAAGUACGGCGCGGAGGUCAAACUGCGCAGACUGCUGGAGAAACACAUCUCCCUGCAAAAGAUCAACACCCGUCUGGGCAAGGGUGUCCCGUUGGUGUGUCUGAUCGUGGAAGGGGGGCCCAAUGUGAUCUCCAUUGUGCUGGAGAGCCUGCGGGAGGAGCCUCCAGUCCCCGUGGUGGUGUGCGACGGCAGCGGCCGUGCCUCGGACAUCAUCUCCUUUGCACACAAAUACUCCGAGGAAGACGGACUAGUAACUGAGAAUGUGAAGGACCAGCUCCUGGUCACCAUUCAGAAAACAUUCAACUACAACCGCGGCCAGGCCCAGCAGAUCUUCUUGAUGGUGAUGGAGUGCAUGAAGAAAAGGGAACUUAUAACAGUAUUUCGAAUGGGUGCUGAGGGACAGCAGGACAUUGAAAUGUCCAUUUUGACAGCUCUGUUGAAAGGCACUAACGCCUCAGCACCUGACCAGCUGAGCCUGGCCCUGGCCUGGAAUAGAGUGGACAUUGCCCGCAGUCAGGUCUUUGUUUACGGGCACCACUUGCCUCCUGUAAGCUCCCUGGCCGCAGCCGCUGUCCCCCAGGAGAAGCCAAAAAGCCCAGCCAGCGCCCCACGAAGCAAGGCCAAGGGCCGGGGCAAGAAAGGGAGAGGAGCCAAGGCCAAGCCAGAGCCACCAGAGGAGACUGAUCCCAGGAAGUUAGAGCUAAUGAACUGGGUAAACUCCCUGGAGCAGGCUAUGAUGGACGCAUUAGUCCUUGACAGGGUGGACUUUGUCAAGCUGCUGAUCGAGAAUGGGGUGAACAUCCACCACUUCCUCACCAUCCCCCGCCUGGAGGAGCUCUACAACACAAGGUUGGGGCCAACCAACACAUUGCACUUUGUAGUCAGAGAUGUUAAAAAGGGAAACCUUCCUCCUGAUUAUCAAAUCACCCUGAUUGACAUUGGUUUGGUCCUGGAGUUCCUCAUGGGAGGAGCUUAUCGCUGUAACUACACAAGGAAGAGCUUUCGUGCCCUCUACAACAACCUGUAUGGACUAAAAAGGCCAAAAGCACUGAAACUUUUGGGAAUGGAGGACGAUGAACCACGUCCGAAAGGGAAAAAGAAAAUGAAGAAAAAGAAGGAGGAGGAGAUCGACAUCGACGUCGACGACCCUGAAGUCAGCCGCUUUCAGUACCCCUUCCAUGAGCUGAUGGUGUGGGCGGUUCUGAUGAAGCGCCAGAAGAUGGCGCUGUUCCUGUGGCAGAGGGGCGAGGAGGCCAUGGCCAAAGCACUGGUGGCCUGCAAGCUGUACAAGGCCAUGGCCCACGAGUCAUCCCAGAGUGAGAUGGUGGAUGACAUCUCCCAGGACCUGGACAACAACUCCAAGGAGUUUGGACAGCUGGCCUACGAGCUGCUGGACCAGUCCUACAAGCACGAUGAGCAAGUGGCCAUGAAGCUGCUGACCUACGAGCUGAAGAACUGGAGCAACUCCACCUGCCUGAAGCUGGCCGUGGCAGCCAAGCACCGCGACUUCAUCGCCCACACCUGUAGCCAGAUGCUGCUCACAGACAUGUGGAUGGGAUGCUUGAGGGUGGGCAAGAGCCCUGGCCUCAAGGUUAUUGUUGGCAUCAUUUUCCCACCCUCGAUUCUGCUCCUGGAUUUUCGUAUCGGUGAUGACAUGUCCUAUCAAGCCUCUGGGGACAGUGAUGAGAAGGACAAAGAUGAUGACAACAAAUCCAGCAAGGAUGCCAAUGCUGAUACUGUGUCCAAAAAAGGUGAUGAGGAAGAGGGAAGCAAGAAACUAAGGAAAAUUCCCAUCGGGCUGAAGAUUUACGAGUUCUAUAAUGCUCCUUUCACCAAGUUCUGGUUCAACACCAUUUCCUACCUUAUGUACCUGAUGCUGUACAACUACAUCAUCCUAGUCAAGAUGGAGCGUUGGCCCUCUCUCCAGGAAUGGACAGUCAUCUCGUACAUCCUCACCCUGGGACUGGAGAAAGUCAGAGAGAUCCUGAUGUCAGAGCCAGGCAAACUGAGGCAGAAGAUCAAAGUGUGGUUGCAGGAGUACUGGAACAUCACAGAUCUGGUGGCCAUCUCCACCUUCCUGCUAGGCUUCCUACUUCGGUUACAGAGCGAACCAUACAUGGGCUACGGCCGGGUCAUCUACUGUGUGGACAUCAUCUUCUGGUACAUCCGUGUGCUGGACAUUUUCGGAGUCAACAAGUACCUGGGCCCCUAUGUCAUGAUGAUUGGGAAAAUGAUGAUUGACAUGCUGUACUUCGUGGUGAUCAUGCUGGUGGUGCUGAUGAGCUUUGGAGUUGCUCGGCAGGCGAUCCUACACCCAGAUGAGGAGCCCACCUGGCGUCUCGCCCGAAACAUCUUCUACAUGCCCUACUGGAUGAUCUAUGGAGAAGUGUUUGCGGAUUCCAUAGACCGUAAGACUAGAAUUCAUAUCUACGCCAUGGAGAUCAAUCCUCCUUGUGGUGAAAACAUGUAUGAUGAAGAUGGCAAGAAGCUGCCACCUUGCAUUCCAGGAGCCUGGCUCACACCUGCCAUUAUGGCCUGCUACUUAUUGGUCGCCAACAUCCUUCUGGUGAACUUGCUCAUUGCUGUCUUCAACAACACCUUCUUUGAGGUCAAAUCCAUUUCCAACCAAGUGUGGAAGUUCCAGCGAUAUCAGCUGAUCAUGACAUUCCACGACCGGCCGGUCCUCCCUCCUCCCUUCAUCAUUUUCAGUCACAUGUUCAUCGUGUUCAAACGCAUCUACCAGCGCUGCAAAAAGAAGCAGGAUGGCGACCUGGACGAGCGGGAUCGUGGGCUGAAGCUCAAUCUAAAUCCGGAGGAGCUGAAGAGCCUGUAUGAGUUUGAGGAGCAGUGCCUGGAGGAAUAUUUUCGUGAAAAGGAAGACGAGCAGCAAUCCUCCAACGAUGAGCGCAUUCGGGUCACAUCAGAAAGAGUGGAGAACAUGUCGAUGCGCUUGGAGGAGGUGAACGAGAGGGAGCACUCCAUGAAGGCAUCUUUGCAGACGGUGGACCUGCGCCUGGCCCAGCUGGAGGAGUUCUCUGGGCGGAUGAUGAAUGCGCUGGAGAAGCUAGCCGGGGUGGAAAGGUCCGACCUGUGCCGCACUCGCUCAGGGGCCUCGACGCCGGGUGACCAAUGCACCUUGCUGCGGAACAGCAGCAUCAACAGCGCUGAUGGGUACAGCCUCUACCGCUACCACCUGGAAAUGGACGACCGACAGACUGACGACAAGGAUGGUGAGGACAAGAAGGGCCAGCUGGCCCCUGAGCGUCAAGGUAGUCUGCGCCAAACCUCCAGCAGCACCACUACCACCACCAAGGAGUACGGGCAGACCUUAGACGUGGUUGUCCCCGGAGAGAGGAGAGCCCCCAGCUCUUGUGUGGAUAUCCUGAUCUCCCCGUGUGAAGAUGAAGUGCCAGGUGGAGGGGAAGACAAGAGCGCAGAGGUCACCACACCACAAGAACCCACGCCCCCUCCAGAAAGCCAGGACCCUCUCGACACCAUGCUUGCUGCCAAGGGAGGAGCUGUGGAGAAGGCUAAGCUGGAGGCUGCCAUCUCAUACCCCCUUGAGAAGUCAAAAGCCCUGGAGUACUAUCCAUCAAAGGCCAUCAGCUCCUCUCCCCCACCGGCCAUCAAGUAUGGGAGUAGCAUUGUCUACACACCAGCCCAAAGGGAAGACGAGGCAAGGUGGGCCACAGAUUACAGUGCCCUCAAGGAGCAGGUGGUCAAAUCUCCGACGUUAGGCCAAUGGAAGCCACACUUUGAGUAUAAGGUGCAUCCCGCCUUGUUCGGCCACACGCCCAAAGUGUCUGUGGGAGAAGGGAAGGAGCUGACUACAGAAGGUGGAGAAGACCAGGGAAAACCAAGUGAAAAUGAGCAGGAGGGUAGAAAGGGAGAAGACCAGGGGCCAACGGAUGGAGGGAAAGAGCAGAGGACUGAAGGAGAAGCUCACGGGAGAGCAGGGGGUGAGGGCAGAGAGCCGGCGACGGGGAUAGACACCGAUCACCUAUUCGUUGCGGAUGACAGGUUGUACCCACCUCUGAGGUCCAAAAGUUUGAAUGCAAACCCGCGGAAGGCAAAAGCGCUGGGAGACAACGCAGAAAAGCCCAGAGCCAGCAGCAGCGUCAGAGAUAUCGUGGGGGCAUGUGGAGCUUCACCUGAUCAGCCAGAAGAAGAAAGGCCAGCAGACGUUGAUGGGAGGGUGGCAGACGAAACAGACUGCUGA
This is a messenger RNA of Megalops cyprinoides (Indo-Pacific tarpon), 5019 nucleotides long. RefSeq names its product transient receptor potential cation channel subfamily M member 1-like. NCBI's taxonomy places the organism in Eukaryota, Metazoa, Chordata, Actinopteri, Elopiformes, Megalopidae. Gene Ontology annotation, biological process: calcium ion transport into cytosol; protein tetramerization. Bases 1 to 5019 code for a protein of 1672 amino acids. The record is from RefSeq and is a predicted model, not a curated record. The transcript has 28 exons. Gene Ontology annotation, cellular component: membrane. Gene Ontology annotation, molecular function: calcium channel activity.